AACAAGCGUUUCUGCCUAUAUUUUAAAUUUGUUUGUUGAUAAACAUUUCACAUAGAGUUUGGCUUUAGUUUAAACUGCCAUUUUUUUACUUUCAAUGAUGGGUUCAGGUUCAAUUGGUGCAUGUUCUUAGAUAGGUAUUCCGGUGACAACUUACCACGGGGCGCUGCUGUAAACAUUUGUUUGUGUAAAACAAAAACUACUAUACCGGUUUUGGUGUAGUUUUCUGUAAUGGGUUUUACUUUUUAUAUUUUAUACAAACCAUCGAGAGUAUUAUUCAUAUUUAAUGAAUAUGAAACAUGGCUAAUACUCACGUCAUACAACGUCGGUAUAUGCCCGACUAGUUUAGAACCCAUACAGGGCCCUUAGUCAUGAGCUGGUUCUUAUAACGCGUCACGAUCCGCACUGAAAGAUUUAAAAGACAGAUAAAGUUUGUAUCAUGUAGAUAAACUAUACGGGUUAUGGACCGUAUGGGUUCGAAACUAGUCGGGCUUACUCCGACUUUGUAUCACGUGAGGUUUUUGCCGUGUUUCAUAAUAAAUUAAUAUAUACUAGUAUUAUAAAGCUGAAGAGUUUGUUUGUUUGUUUGUUUGAACGCGCUAAUCUUAGGAUCUACUGGUCCGAUUUGAAAAAUUCUUUCUGUGUUAGAUAGCCCAUUUAUCGAGGAAGGCUAUAGGCUAUAUAUAAUCCCUGUAUUCCUACGGGAACGGGAACCACGCGGGUAAAACCGCGGCUAAAACCGCAGCUAGUAAAUUAAUAUUUAUAAAAACCGUUUUUAUUUGUCAACGGUUUUUAUUAUUUUGCAGUUUUAUUGCUACUUUGCUAAAACCUUGCAUGUUUAUCUUUUUAUGCUUCUAAGUGGGAUAAGUCGUCCUAUGUGCGAUCGGCGACGUGGUACGGGUGUGCGUGUGCGAGGUCCACGUGGCCCAAGUAGAUCGCCACUGGUGGCAGGACUGGUGGAGGAUGCGGUGGUCGGUGCCAGUCGCGGAGGACCUAGGAAGCGAUGUAGAACACGAGGAGGUCGCGUCAAUACUAGUACCAGGCGACCAGGGCCGAGAACUAUUGACGAGCUUGUGAUCUGCCAUAUCUCGGAAAUGCCGCAAGGCCAGGGUCUCGAGACUCCCCUGCAUCCUAAAACGCGGCGCAGAUCUAUACCAUCAAAACCCGCAAAGCUACCACGGCCAAAGCUAUCACCACCGCCCUCAUCAUCGCUAUCGGAUGGACCAUCACCGGGGCCAUCGUUGUCCGUAAUAUCAAAACCCCCAAAGCUAUCACCACCGCCCACACCAUCGCUAUCGGAUGCACCAUCACCGGGGCCAUCGUCGUCCGUAAUAUCAAAACCUGAAACACCACCACGGCCACGAUCACCACCUUCUUCACUAUCGCUAUUGGAUGAGCCAUCACCGGAGCCACCGACGACUCCUCCGUCCGUAGUGUUUGUGGAAUGUGUGGAUUUUGACUCGAGUUCGAGAUCAAUAUCCGCAUCUCCAUUGAAGCUUCCAUCUUCACGGCAACCACACACUCGUCGCUCUCGGCAAUUGCUAGAUGAGGAAAGCGGCUACUUCACCUUCUAUGGAAGCGACGAUGAUACAGGGGAGAGCGAUAAUGAAGAUGGAAUUGUGGUUCCAGUAAUACCAAGGGUGUUCCGGAGCAUGAUGGAGACACCUUUGGAUGACGAUGAUGCCAAAGACUCAGAGCCCGUUCCUGACACAUCGCCAGCCGUCGGACUCCUCAAAGAUCCUCUGGGUCUCUAUGAUUUCAACUGGAGACCGUUUCCAAAUCCUCCGAUUCCACCAGAAUCGAGGCGGGAAACGUUCUCCGUAAAUAAUGUAGGUCCGACAAACCCAGGUGCCGAUCCCUAUGAUAUUUUCGUUGAAAUAUGGGAUCGACAAAUAAUGGAGCACAUUGCGUGGGAAACAAAUAAAUAUGCUCAGCAGGUGGCAGCCAAGAUGAUCGAAAACAACACUCUGCGCCCCAAUAGCCGCAUAUGUCAGUGGUAUGAUACCACGCCCGACGAAUUAUAUGCUUAUUUCGGCCUCGUUCUGGCGAUGGGUGUUGUAGGUAAGUCGAGGAUCGAAGAAUACUGGAGUUCCACCCCUGACGUAUUUUAUACUCCAGGUUUUAGUGCACACAUGACUAUCGACCGCUUUCUAAUCCUCGGUAAAUGCUUACACUUUAAUGACAAUAGCAUGUGUGCGCUAGACCUGGACCACUCCGAGGCCAGACUAUUUAAAAUACAGCCAAUAUUGUCACAUUUGAACAAUAAAUUUCAGAAAAUGUACACUCUGCGGCAGAACAUUGCUGUUGACGAGAGUCUCUUGAAGUGGAAAGGCUCGCUGGAAAUCAGCCAGAUUAUUCCCAAUAAAGCUGCUCAUCGCGGUAUCAAAACGUAUGAGAUAUGUGAAUCUCAAACCGGUUACCUAUGGCGGUUUGAGGUUCACGCUCAUAAAAGAAAUCAUCAGCCGGCCUCUACAACAGCCUUGGUCUUCAAGUUGAUCGAAGGCUUGGAGCACAAGGGCUACACGCUGUGGAUGGAUAGUUUUUAUCAAUCCCCGUGUCUGGCUCGACAGCUCAAGCUUUUAGGCUUUGACUGUGCGGGAACCCUGCGGACAGAUCGCAAGUUCGUCCCGCAGGCCCUGAACAUCCUCAGCAAGCAGGACAUGCGCCUAGGGGAGAUCACUGGUCUCACCGCAGGGGACGUCGAUGUCAUGGUAUGGAGAGACAUGAAUAAGGUGGGCAUGAUCUCUACAUACUAAACUUUUUAGAAGACUUCUCAACAUCUCCGUAUUGAACUCUUAUAUCAUACAUCAUCACACUUCUACACUGAGUCAUCGGAAUUUCCGUGUAAAUCUUGUAAAUACCAUUCUCGCAAAGCACUGUAAACCUGUGUCGAUUUCGCGUGCACCUGCAACGUGUCGCGUGCACGACAAAAAAGUCGACGUCAGUCAUCGCUUGUUCCGCCAAAAAUGGCGGCGCGUCUGCGCGAACUGUAACAAAAGGGUGAACUCGUUUUGUGUGGGUUGCAACAAAGCCGUAUGUAUGCAUCCAUGUUUUCUCAUUAUCCAUUCCUAAUUUUAUCUAAUUGUUUUUUUUUUUUAUUAAUUGAUAUAAUUUUCAAGUAUCAUAUUAUGUAAUUGUUUGUGUACAAAUUGUGUUAUUUUUGCUCAAAUGUUGCAAUAUCUAUUCAUAAUUAUUGUAUUUUUCAAGUUAAAAUUCUAUGUAAUUGUUCAAUAAGAGAGCAAAGUUCGCUUUUGUUGCAAAUGCUGAGUUUGAAUGCCUCACAAGGCUCAGGAUUCUACAAUUGAAUUAUGUUGAUUCUAAGUUAUUUUAAGAAUCCUUUUCUCCUUUAGUGCCUUUAGUUUUGGUCACCGGGUCAAAACUUGUGACACUAUAAGCAUCAUAUUGAUUCUCUAUUGGCCUUCAACUUUAAAGAUUCAGUUUAAAGUUUUACUUUAAAGUUCUAAUGUUCCUAUUGAUCAGAGUACAAAUACUAGUACUGUUUCAAUUGAUAAUUGUUAUCGAUCCAGUUAAAAGUGUUGUAAUGUAAUUGUUAUGUAGUCUAUUGACAUUGUUGCAUUUUGUAAUUACAAUUCUAAUGUUCCUGGGUUCGAUCCCCGGCUGGGCAGAUUGAGAUCUUCUUAAUUGGUCCAGGUCUGGCUGGUGGAAGGCUUCGGCUUUGGCUAGUUACCAUCCUACCGACAAGGACGUACCGCCAAGCGAUUUAGCGUUCCGGUACGAUGCCGUGUAGAAACCGAAAGGAGUGUGGAUUUUCAUCCUCCUCCUAACAAGUUAGCCCGCUUCCAUCUUAGACUGCAUCAUCACUUACCAUAAGGUGACAAUGUAGUCAAGGGCGAACUUGUAAAGAAAAACAAAAAAAAAUUACAUUUUGUAAUUAUAGUUCAACCACUAUUUCACACGUUUCUAUGAUUAUAUUAGGAAAUGUUUGGAUACUUUGUACAUAUAUUAUUGUAGCUACGAGUAGUUGCGUAUAAUUUUUAAAUGGCCUAUAAGUUAUGGUUUUUUCAUUUUUUUUGUAGGUGAUUUUUUUUCUAAGACUUAUUUAGGUACAUUUCGUAAAACCAUAUAAAACUUAUAAGAAAAUUAAAUAUUUUUUCAUAGUUAUAAUUUUUUUUAUAAAUUACCUAAUGAUGCAAAACACAUCUGAACACGAAAAAAUAGCGGAAAAAACAAAAGCAAUUUUUUAAACUUUGUAAUACGCAAUUGAAGUGAAAAGUUUAAAAAAUAAGUGAUACGAGUGAAAUUUAACUCAGAUAGAAUUAAAACAACAAGUAAUUGACAGUGAAUUGCACUUUACCGGCAAAGUCGAGAAAAAAAUACCUAAAAGCUUAUCUUGUAUUUUUUCGCUAUUGAGGUGAAAAGUUGUAUGUAUCACACGAGAGCAAAGUAUUUGUAGUCUCUUGUGCCUUUGAAUCCCUCAUUACGCUCAGGAUUCUAACCUAGAAUUUCAAUUAUAGGAUCCUUCGCUUGUUCGGGAUUCAAUCUCGGCACUCGACGAACAAAUUCAAACUUUGCUCACUUGUUGAACAAAUAACUAUUAUUAUGUUAAAUAAAAAAACGGUAUUUUAUCGUUAAAAUACCGUUUUUUAGGCAAAUGCCAGGUCAUUUAACAUAAUAAUAGUUAUUUGUUCAACAAGUGAGCAAAGUUUGAAUUGUUUCGCUUCACUAAUACUGUCAGUUGAAAAGUCAUAGGAAUCAUCAUUCGGCGUGCGGCUUAUAGUUAAUUUAUUUUAAUUAUUAUGUUGUUCUUGAAAAUAAAGCAGAUACCGAAAAUUAAAAAAAAAUGUUUUUUUAUUUUUUUAAUUUCGGAGCUCUGAGUUCUUAGUACUUAAAACAAUUAUGAUAAAUAAAAUAAUUAUAAGAAAUACA
Messenger RNA from Bicyclus anynana (squinting bush brown), 4884 nucleotides. RefSeq lists its product as uncharacterized. Lineage: Eukaryota; Metazoa; Arthropoda; Insecta; Lepidoptera; Nymphalidae. The transcript is spliced from 7 exons. The record is from RefSeq and is a predicted model, not a curated record. The coding region runs from base 846 to 2753 and encodes 635 amino acids.